Molecule: messenger RNA, 1017 nt
Organism: Racocetra fulgida
Lineage: Eukaryota; Fungi; Glomeromycota; Glomeromycetes; Diversisporales; Gigasporaceae
Source: the annotation of a GenBank genome assembly
AUGUAUACAGAAACACAACUUCGACAACUUAAAAUACCUGACCUAAAGGAAAUAUUAUCUAAGGAAAGCCUACCAGUUUCUGGCAAAAAGGAAGAUUUGAUAGCCAGAAUUUUGGCGGCUGAGAAUAAAAAAACAGAGGAGGCUUUGAAACAAGCCAGCAAUAUGGAUAUUAGUAAUGUCAUUAACAAUGAUACCGAUCCAAAGCAUGACGAUGAUUUAUUUGACAAGGAUCUACUAAAUUCGCCAAAUGACCUCACAACAGGGCUUGAUAAUUUUGAUUGGGAAAAAUUCACUACCGAUGACAUUGAUGCUUUAUCCAAAGAUAACACAUUUGAUUCGCUUAUUUCUCCCACUUCCCCUUCACAUUCUACCAAUUCCAAUAAAGAUAAUAAUACUCAAGAAAAAGUAAAACCUGAUGUGCCCAAAGAUGAUCAAUCCCAAACAAUAAAAUCGGACGAUGCCAAAAAAACUUCAAUUAAAGAUGGUACAAACUCAGAAAUUCCUAAGUCUGAUGUUCUUGUCAAACCGUCAGGAUUCACAUGCAAAAAGAUUGUAUUUGACGAACCGACAUCACCGAUUAGUAAGAGCCAAUCGGAUUUAAAUGCAGAAAUUGAAAGGCGAAAGAAACGUGCAGAGCGCUUUGGAACGCAAUUAUCAGAAGCAGAUAAAAAGCUUCAAAGGGCCGCAAGAUUUGGGGUUGAAGUCACUAGUCCUAUUGAUUCUCCUCUCAAAGUUGAUAAUGAUGAAAAACUGAGAAAGCGGGCAGAGAAAUUUGGUCUUGACAAGACAAAAAACGAAACACCUACAAAUGUAAUGGCUACAUCAAAUUCGUUAAGUGAGGAAGAGAAGAAAAAGAAGAGAGCUGAAAAAUUUGCCCCACCGUCACCGGUAUUAACUGGCACAUCCACCUCUUCACUAUCUACGCUUAGCGAAGAGGAGAAAAAGAAAAGAAGGGCCGAGAAAUUUGGCACUAAUGUAAAUGAAGAAAUGUUAAAUAGAUAUAGAAUCAAAAGAUGA